This is a messenger RNA of Lentinula edodes (shiitake mushroom), 2292 nucleotides long. RefSeq names its product P-loop containing nucleoside triphosphate hydrolase protein. The transcript has 12 exons. Gene Ontology annotation, cellular component: nucleolus. Bases 1 to 2292 code for a protein of 763 amino acids. The record is from RefSeq and is a predicted model, not a curated record. Gene Ontology annotation, molecular function: ATP binding; RNA helicase activity; nucleic acid binding. NCBI's taxonomy places the organism in Eukaryota, Fungi, Basidiomycota, Agaricomycetes, Agaricales, Omphalotaceae.
AUGAGGAAUAAAUUGUCCAGAAAGCGUGUUCCCUCAGUUUUGGCAGGCUCGUCGCGCAAAAAACUCAAGGUGGAGCAUGAUGGUGCCGACAACCUUCCUUGGACCACCGUUUCGCGUCCGGUGGAAACUGGAUUGGACGGCGACGAUGGAAUUCUGGAGUUGGAAGAAGUAGAGGGUGUCGAGAUUACCUACGAAGAGACUGAAUCAGGAAGGGUUGCUAGAUUCAAUUUUAUCGGCGUCGAUGAGGCCAGACGGGAAGAAGAGAAAGCUGAAUCCUCCGAGGAGCCUGUCACAGGCGAGAGUGAAGUUGAUGUGGUCGUUGAAGAAGAACACUUUGACUCAGAAAAGUUACUGCCAAAUUGGCAUCCUUAUAAUCUUCAUCCCCAACUCACCAGAUGUCUUCAUCAUAAUAAGUUUUUAAAUCCUACGCCCAUACAAGCCGCAGCUAUUCCUCUUGCUCUCAAGCAGCGAGACGUCGUUGGAGUUGCUCAGACAGGAUCUGGUAAAACACUGGCCUAUGGUCUUCCUAUCCUUCACAAGCUGCUAUUGGCAGCACCACAAAGACCUUCGUCCAAGCACCGUCCAGUACAAGCACUCAUUCUAGCUCCGACUCGUGAACUUGCACUUCAAGUUUCGACUCAUUUGAACGCGUGUCUCAGCACUUACAAGGAUCCCAUCGAGAUUGAACACGUCAACAAUAAACACGAUGGAAGAUCAAAAGAGCAAAGGAAAGGAACAGAACAAGGAGACUUGAAGUCUACCGCCAAGAAACCGCCACCCACUGUCAGCGCAGCGGCGAUAGUAGGUGGCAUGUCCGUUCAGAAGCAAAAGCGCAUUCUAGAUAGGGGUGUGGAUGUGCUUGUGGCGACUCCGGGUCGCUUGUGGGAUAUCAUAGAGGAAAACGAGACUCUGGCCAAAGAACUGAAGCGUCUGAGGUUUCUCGUUUUGGACGAAGCCGACCGCAUGAUUGAAGCAGGUCAUUUUGCGGAGUUGGACAACAUCCUUCGACUUACUUUACGGGAAUCCCUGGAAGAUCGAAUACCGGACGAUGUUCCAUCCAUACAUGGUGAGCCAGGGUUCGACGUCCAGGACGACAAAGAGAAAGUUGCUCGAGACCAGAUGCAGACAUUCGUGUUCUCCGCCACGCUCAGUAAGGAUCUACAAAAAAAUGUCAAGAGGAGAGCGAAACCGCAAAGAUCAAAACAUCCUCAAAAGAAUAACAAGCCAGCGUCAACACUUGAUGAUCUUUUGCUACGAUUGGACUUUCGCGAUCGCGACCCCGAAGUCAUAGACUUGAGCCCUGAGGGCGGUGUAGUCUCCACAUUGACCGAGGGUAAAAUUCAAUGCCUUUCCGCGGACAAGGAUGUAUACCUGUACUACUUUCUCUUACGAUAUCCCGGCCGCUCUCUGGUAUUCCUGAGUUCGAUAGAUGGAAUCAGACGUUUGUCACCACUGGCGGAACUACUGAAUAUCAAAGCAUUUCCAUUGCAUUCCCAGUUGGAGCAAAGGCAAAGACUGAAGAACUUGGAUAGAUUCAAAAGCACCCCCAACUCUGUCCUUCUCGCGACGGACAUAGCCGCCCGUGGACUUGACAUUCCCAGUGUUGACCACGUAAUCCACUACCAAAUUCCUCGCUCAGCAGACGUGUAUAUCCACCGAAAUGGGCGAACAGCCCGAGCUAUGAGGAAGGGUUUCAGUAUGUUGAUGUGUGCACCGGAUGAACGCAAAGUUGUUAGGGCGCUAUUGGGGAAUCUUCGUCGACAGGAGGAUGAAAUCCAAGAAAUGUCUAUUGACCUUGGUAUGCUUGACAAACUCAAAGCCCGGGUUCAACUCGCUCGAAAAAUUGAGACGACACAUCACAAAUCUAAAAAGGCAAAACAUGAACGGACUUGGAUGAAGGAGACCGCAGAGGCAAUGGAGAUUGAACUAGACUCUGAUUUCGCCAGUGAUUCCGACGGUGAUAACCCUAACAAGCGUCAACGCAAAGCCGACCAAGCCACGGCAGCUGCCCUGAAAGCUCAACUCAAGCAGAUGCUCGCUCAACCACUUAUCGCCCGGGGUAUUUCUGCUAAGUACAUCACAUCAGGUAGUAAUCACAUUGUAGACGAGCUAAUCUCAGGAGAAUACAACGAGAAGAUGCUUGGGGUUGGGGUUAAUGAUGCAGGCAGCGACCUCGGUAAAGCGAAGAGGAAGAAGCGGGACCCAAAGGCGGAGGACUCCAAAGGGCUUGCUAAAGAUGUCAGCGAGGUAGAGUGGAUGGGUAUUGAUAUUGAUCAUGCUAUGAGUACAUAA